GACCCCAUCGUCAGUGAGAGAGGGGGUGGGGCAGCCACGACCUAUAGCUUCCAAGCCAUGAGAGGUGACCCCGAGCUGCGGCAAGCAAUGGAGCUGGAGUCCCCGGGCCGCCAGCCAACCACCAACGGCCAAGCUACCUCCGCAACCUUCCACGCUGUACGGGGGGACACCGUCCUCAUCACCGUCGCCGUCGACAACCCUCUCCUCGCCAGGAGCGUCGCCAUCCAAUGGCACGGCACCCGCGAGACCGGCACGCCGGCGGCCCACAGCAUCGAGGGCCACACCUUGACGUACAAUUUCGUGGCGGACCGGCCGGGCACCUUCACCUACUGCGCGCGCUACGGCCGCAACCGCGCCGCGACCUUCACCGACGCGCAGGGACGCGAGGCCUGGCCGUCCGCCGGCGACCGCGCACGCGCCGACGCCGGACAUCGCGUCCGUGUGCCACGCAGCUAUGCGGGGCCUUCCGCCUGCCGACGAACACCGACGGGCGAGCAAGAACUCGUCUACGUCCGCGGCGGCCGGGACCAUGCGUGCGUUGAGGCGCAACUCAUGGCUGGUAACACUACUAUCUACCUCAAUGACGAAGGCCCGGUCGUGCGGUUCCUCCGGUGGUCCGCCGUCGGAUUGACGGCCGCGGCCUUGUGGGUCUCAGCUGUAUGCGGCGGGAGGUGUGACCCUGUUAUGCGCUGCCGAGGAGACGGCCCAUUAGACGUAAGGUUUAUAGGUCGAGCAAAUCCUCAUGUUUCACGGGCUCCCAGCUUCCCGCCGCCUUGAUUUAGCAUUGUCAAAAGCUUUCCCACUGUAAAUAAAAUUAUGUAGUUUCCACGAUAUUUUUGGUGUUGUCAUUUCAUUAAUUGACGUGUCGAAUUUGUAGAGAAA
This is a messenger RNA of Aegilops tauschii subsp. strangulata, 882 nucleotides long. RefSeq lists its product as uncharacterized. The record is from RefSeq and is a predicted model, not a curated record. Gene Ontology annotation, molecular function: copper ion binding. Lineage: Eukaryota; Viridiplantae; Streptophyta; Magnoliopsida; Poales; Poaceae.